Lates calcarifer (barramundi perch) is the source of this 2050-nucleotide messenger RNA. RefSeq names its product RALY RNA binding protein like. The transcript has 9 exons. Gene Ontology annotation, cellular component: nucleus. The record is from RefSeq and is a predicted model, not a curated record. Lineage: Eukaryota; Metazoa; Chordata; Actinopteri; Centropomidae. The coding region runs from base 836 to 1714 and encodes 292 amino acids. Gene Ontology annotation, molecular function: RNA binding.
GAUCUAGAGAAAAGGCACAGCAUUUCGGCUUGCACCGCCAUACUGUAUUUUGAGCCAUAUCACAUUUUUAUUGCAACAUUUUACUCCCGCUCGGUGAGUACAUUUCCAAUGGCUUUUUUGUAAGCAUUUUUUGUCUUUUUAAUUGCCCCCCUUUUUUUAUUUUUCCUCCUUUUGCUGGUGUUUGAAUUGAGCAUUGACAUGGUGGUUUUGAGCGUUUUUCACAUCCAGGCUUCAAGUUUUUAGCAUGCAGUUAUUCUGAUCGAGAGUGCCAAGAGGGGUAAACGGGUGCGUUAUCGGUCUUGAGAAAGCCUUUACUUGCUUGCAGUUUUGUUUCGCGGGUCGAAACCCAAGCAGGUUUUGUCAGUAUUGAGAUUUUUUAAACAUUUAUUGGUGGUUUUGAAACAUUUUUAUUUUUUUUGUUUCUGUCGACUUUUGCUGUUGCUAUGCUUUGGUUUGCAUUUUGCAGUGUUGUUUGUUGCCUUCGAGUUUUGUGAUUUUGAUGUCUCGGUGGAUCUCACCGAUCGAACCCCUUGAUUUUACUUUGUUCCUCUUUUCUUUAUAAAAGGAGUCCUUUUUAAAGCCCGAUGACGUUUUAACGUGAUACUUUUCUUGCAGCUGAGCUCACAGGUUUGUUGUUUUUGUGUUUUUUCGAUUUCAUUAUACUUUUGCUGGUGGCAGUGUCAAGUAUUUUUGGAUGUUAUCAUUUUUUUGACUAGAUGAUGCUGGGUGGACGAGGGGAGUUUUGAUUCUUGGGGGAGUUCAAUGCGUUUUUGUUUUCUGUUUCAACGAGGAUGAACAGACAUUUUCCCUUUUGCAGGAGGGCAACUGGAGGAGAAUGACUGGUAAAACCCAGACGAGCAACGUGACCAACAAGAAUGACCCACGCUCCCUCAACUCCAGAGUCUUUAUUGGCAACCUCAACACAGCCAUUGUCAAGAAGACGGACAUAGAGGUCAUCUUCGCCAAGUACGGCAAGAUAGUGGGUUGUUCUGUACACAAGGGUUACGCCUUCGUACAGUACAUGAAUGAGAGGAACGCUCGGGCAGCUGUGGCAGGAGAAAACGCUCGCAUCAUCGCUGGACAGCCUCUUGACAUAAACAUGGCAGGUGAGCCCAAGCCAUACAGGCCUAAAGCAGGCUCCAAACGACCACUCUCAGCCGUUUACAGUGGUUAUGAAUUUGAUUAUGAGUACUACAGGGAUGAUUUCUACAGCAGGCUUUUUGACUACCAUGGCAGAGUGGCCCCCCCACCCAGAGCCGUGAUCCCCCUCAAACGCUCCAGGGUGCUUGCUCCCUCCUCCCGCCGUGGGAAGACCUCCUUCCCCAUCAAAACAUCUUCCUCUUCCUCCUCUUCAUCCUCCAGACCUCCCACGUCAUCCUCCUCCGGGCUCAAACCAGUGAAGACGGACCAGCUUCAGACUAUUAAACGGGAGCUGACUCAGAUCAAGAUGAAGAUCGACUCUUUGCUGGGGCGCCUCGAGAAGAUUGAGAAGCAGCAGAGAGCCGAGUCCGAGGCUCAGAGAAAGUAUGAGGACAACUGCGAUUCCCUGCAUGAGGAGUCCGUUUCAGAGACGGCAGAAAACUCUGGGGAGGAGGCUGGCGAGGGGGCACUGGACGUGGAGGCGGGAGAGAUGACCGAUGGAGGUGAGGACGACUACGACGAGGAGGGCAGCCACCAUCUGAUAGAGAACCAUGUAUCGGAUAUUGACAACUGAGAUCAGGGUGACGAAGCAGACACCUCUGCUCAGUGGUAUUGGAAUUCAUCAUCACCUUCAAGAGAGAGAAGAAGAUCUCUGAGGGAUCAAGACACCCAUUCUGGACUGUAAGUUGUGUUCAAGAGAUGCCGAAUCACAUUUAGAUGCCCAACUGUGCAGCACAAACCGAAUGUGAUUUUCUCUCUAAAGAAAAUGUAUUCAAGAUCCAUUUUAAUGCAUUGGCCUGAGUUGACCUCAUGGAUAUUCUGUACAACUAAUAUUUCAUUGCAAGAAGCUGAAAGUAUCAUGCGAUAAUCCUGUUUCUAGAAAAAUAAAAAAAGAGGUGAAGGAAAUAAA